This is a messenger RNA of Frankliniella occidentalis (western flower thrips), 2233 nucleotides long. RefSeq names its product synaptic vesicle glycoprotein 2A-like. Bases 495 to 1685 code for a protein of 396 amino acids. Lineage: Eukaryota; Metazoa; Arthropoda; Insecta; Thysanoptera; Thripidae. The record is from RefSeq and is a predicted model, not a curated record. The transcript has 5 exons. Gene Ontology annotation, biological process: transmembrane transport. Gene Ontology annotation, molecular function: transmembrane transporter activity.
CGCGCUAUGCGCCUUUGUUGUACUUUAACUGCUCUAUGGCGACGCUCUGAAGCUGCAGCUGCAAUGGUUCGCGGAGAGCACGGUAAGGCCUCACGGACAGUCGGUAAAAGUACUCUGGAAAAGUACUCAGAGUAGUCGGAGAAUCCAACAGGAUGCGAUGACUUUCUAGAUGACCGAGCAAAAUUACUCGAGUGUUCAGCUGCCGAUGAAAAAAAAAUUGAGGACAAGUUUCGGAUGACCCUACUUGAGCACAUUUUUAGAGAUAUGCCAGGAUUUGGAAGCGCCACGUCACGGCAGUCGGGAGUUUGGGGGAAUGUGCACACACGUGUAGUGCGUACGUAAGCCCGAGGAGAAGAUAAGGCUGUUACGUACACGGAAAGCGUCAGUAAACUGAUUGUGUGUGAAGUCACAAGGAACGACGCUAGUGCCGAAAGAUUUGGAUAGGCCAUGGAUGUUUCCACGUGAGGCUGCUGCUCGUCUCCGGAUGCCUCGUGAUGGCGGGCGUUCUCGAGACCGUGGUGGUCGGCUACCUGCUGCCGUCCGCGACCCUGGAGCUCGGCAUGUCCGACCAGGACAAGGGCCUGCUGGCCGCGGCGAGCUACGCCGGCAUCGUGCUGUCCUCGCACACGUGGGGGCUGGUCGCCGACACGCAGGGCCGCAAGCGGGCGCUGCUGUGGGCGACGCUCCUCGACGUGGUGGCCUCGCUCCUCUCCUCCAUCGCGCCCAACUUCGAGGUGCUGCUCGGGCUGCGCUUCUGCUGCGGGCUCUUCACGAGCGCCCCGGCCGCCCUCACCUUCGCGUACCUCGGUGAGUUCCACACGCCCGCCACGAGGAGCCGGUCCAUCAUCUGGAUCGGGGCCUUCCCCUCCGUCGGGCUGAUCCUGCUGCCCGGCGUGGCUUGGGCCGUGCUGCCGCAGUGCUGGGGCUGGGACCUGGGCUUCGUGAGUUUCGGCCCCUGGCGCCUGCUGCUGGUGCUCUGCGCGCUGCUCAGCCUCAUGUCGGCGCUGAUGCUGUGGCUGCUCGUGCCCGAGAGCCCCAAGUUUCUGGCCAACCGCGAGCCGGAGCGCGCCCUGGCUGUGCUCCGGAGGAUGUACGCCCUCAACAAGGGUGGGUCCGGCGACCUCUAUCCAGUUGACGGGCUGAUCGGCGCACCUGGCACCAAACCGACCGUGUCGACGGUGGAGCUGGGUGACAGCAAACCGACAGCCACUGCCUCUUCACUCGGCGUCGGGGGCACUCUGAGACUCAUCUGGGCGCAGACUGCGCCGCUCUUUAAGCCCCCCUUCCUGUUGCACUCGACCCUCGUCUGUAUCAUCCAGUUCGGCAAUCUAGCUAGUGCCAACGGCCUCCAGAUCUGGCUGCCGGACAUCUUCAACAAACUCGCCCAGUUCGAGAAGGAGUACCCGAGCCGGACGGCCACAAUCUGCGCGGCCCAGGACGCCAUCGGAAGCAGCGGGCAGGCCCCCGACCCCGCGCACCCGUUCUGCGCGCCCGUCAACGAGGCCAUGUUCCGGAACAACCUCAUCAUUGGCGCCGUGUCGCUCGCCAUGCCGCUUCUCUGCGGCCUCAUCGUCAACAAAGUGGGCAAGAGGAACCUUCUCGGUGAGUGCCCCGGGCUUUCGUGCUAUACUGGACGUCGUCCUCGUCCUUAUCUGGCCGAGUGGAGUUACAGCGACUGCGAGUGACUCACCGGGUUUUCUAAGAACCCCACUCCGCUCGCGAGGAGACGUCAAAGGCAUAGCAGGUGGGCGGUUGACCGGUGGACUGGUGGUGUCCAACCGCGGGGUACACAGUGCGUCCAACGCGGUCCAACGGACCCGGACCCAGUGCACACGCCCUCGACCUCAUCCAACCGGACGCUAACCUCGCGCGCUCGUCGACGGACUGCAGGCUGAAGGCUGAAGGCUUCACUGUUAAUCCGCCCGGUAGAUAGGCGACUUCGACAAAGUCGCCAGCGGGUCAGACGACUUGUGUCGACUGCUGAACACCUUCUGUUCUUCCGGGUAAUUACAUUGUAUGAGUUCAUAGGCAUUCCACCCACUGCCCAUGCAAUUUACCCGAAAGAACAGAAGGUGUCCAGCAGAUAGUCGACAUAAGUCGCCUAGUUUUGCGGUUCAGGCGACUUUGUCGCCUACCUGCUGGACACCCGGAUUUACAGUGUAGAGCAGAGGCUGCAGGCUGCUUGAUUCUCUCCUUGAGCUCGCCCCCGACCCGUCUCUCUGAGAGUUCGUCA